Molecule: messenger RNA, 1317 nt
Organism: Gossypium raimondii (Peruvian cotton)
Lineage: Eukaryota; Viridiplantae; Streptophyta; Magnoliopsida; Malvales; Malvaceae
Product: probable ribose-5-phosphate isomerase 2
Exons: 1
Coding region: 305-1087 (260 amino acids)
Biological process (GO): pentose-phosphate shunt, non-oxidative branch
Molecular function (GO): ribose-5-phosphate isomerase activity
Source: RefSeq, a predicted model, not a curated record
CCAUUUUAUUUGUGUGGCCUGGGUCUUGACUUCGAGGAGUGGAUGCCCUUUCCUCCAUCCGCCUUUAAAACUACCUAACACAUCCCUUUCUGUUUUCCAUACGCCUCCUCUCCUGGCCUAAAUCAAUAUCCUGGGGGGAAAUAACCAACAGGAGACAAUCAAAUCCCACUUUCUUUUUUCUUUUUCCACUUUAUUAUUUUACAAUGCUGCUAAUCUUUUGAUUUCUGUUGAUUCAAUUUUUUAUUUUUUUAAUCAUUUUCAAUCUGUUUUUCUUAUUAUUUAGUACCCCCAACACACACACAAAAUGGCAAUUGCUUGGUCUGAAAAAGCUUCUUAUGUGGAGGUUUUGUCUAGGCCUCCAUCUUUAUCUCCACCGGUCAUCCUAACCCAAGGCGAAUUGAAAAAAAUUGCCGCAUACAAAGCCGUUGAGUUCGUUGAAUCAGGAAUGGUUCUGGGUCUAGGCACUGGUUCGACAGCCAAACACGCCGUGGAUCGCAUCGGUGAGUUGCUUCGCCUCGGCAAGCUCAAAAACAUCGUAGGAAUUCCCACCUCCAAGAAAACGCAAGAACAGGCUGUUUCUUUAGGCAUCCCGCUCUCGGAUCUCGACCACCAUUCCACCAUCGAUUUAGCAAUCGACGGCGCCGAUGAAGUGGACCCACAUCUUAAUCUCGUCAAAGGCAGAGGUGGGUCCCUGUUAAGAGAGAAAAUGGUGGAAGGGACUUGUAAGAAAUUUAUUUGUAUUGUUGAUGAAUCCAAAUUGGUUAAGCACUUGGGAGGGAGUGGCUUAGCCAUGCCUGUUGAAGUUGUCCCCUUUUGCUGGAAAUUCACAGCUAAUAAACUCCAAAACCUGUUCGAAGAUUCGGGUUGUGUGGCCAAGCUCAGGAAUGAUUCUAAAGGGAAAUCCUUUGUAACAGAUAAUGGGAAUUAUAUUGUGGAUUUGUAUUUGAAGAAAGACAUUGGGGAUUUGCAGGUGGCAAGCGAUGCUAUUCUGAGGAUUGCUGGUGUCGUUGAACAUGGCAUGUUUCUUGAUAUGGCUACGACUGUUAUUGUUGCAGGUGAGCUUGGGAUCACCAUCAAGAACAAGUAGAAACUGCGACAAAAAUUACUCUAACUCUUUUUUUUUACAUAUACUAUUUAGGAUUUAAUAUUUUGUAAUAGGGGGGUAGAUUUUUGGAUUGCUUUUUAGCAUACAUCGAUUUACGAUGAUGAUAAUGAGAAAGGUUGGCUUUCUCAAGUUUUGCUGUUUUAGGCAAAUGAGGGAAGGAGUUGGGAUGUAUGCCAACUAUUAUGAUAAUAUAAAUAACUAAAUUUUAAUUA